Molecule: messenger RNA, 1915 nt
Organism: Rosa chinensis
Lineage: Eukaryota; Viridiplantae; Streptophyta; Magnoliopsida; Rosales; Rosaceae
Product: probable acyl-activating enzyme 2
Exons: 2
Coding region: 14-1822 (602 amino acids)
Source: RefSeq, a predicted model, not a curated record
UGUUAUCCCCAUCAUGGCUAUGCACCACUUGCUCACGAACUCAUGGACUCACCUAGUUUCCACUCUCAGUACGCGCUUUCACUUCACCACUCCCACUCAUUCUUACCGUGUAUACUGCUCUAACUCUUCUGGCAUUAAUAGUAACAACUCUGAGCAUGAAGCGUUAUGGAGUUCAAAGGAGGGUCUAGUUCUGUGCUCGGCAAAUCACGUCCCUUUAUCUCCAAUAGGAUUCUUGGAGCGAGCUGCAAAGGCCUACAGCGACAGGACCUCUGUAAUCUAUGGCUCUCUUAAAUACACUUGGGCUCAAACCCAUCAACGCUGCCUUAAAUUAGCUUCUGCUCUCACCCAGCUGGGAAUUUCUCGAGGUGAUGUGAUUGCAACUUUGGCACCAAAUGUCCCGGCUAUGCAUGAGCUUCAUUUUGCAGCUCCAAUGGCUGGGGCAAUUCUUUGUACCCUAAAUGCACGCCUUGAUUCAGCUAUGAUAUCUGUUCUUCUUAGUCAUUCUGAAGCUAAAAUCGUCUUUGUUGAUCACCAAUUACUUGGAAUUGUUGAUGGAGCACUUGAAUUACUUGCCGAAAAAGCUGUUUCAAAACCACCAAUUGUAGUUGUAAUUGCUGAUUCUGAUGAGUUAUCUACCAGCUUUAGUUCAGAAACAAAACCAACUUAUGAGUAUGAAAGUCUUUUAGAGAGUGGAAAUGGUGGAUUUGAGAUUAGGCGACCAAAGAGUGAAUGGGAUCCCAUCAGUGUGAAUUACACCUCUGGCACAACAUCAAGGCCGAAAGGGGUUGUUUAUAGUCAUCGCGGUGCUUAUUUAAAUUCAUUGGCCACAGUUUUGUUUCAUGGAAUAGGCUCAGUGCCUGUUUAUCUGUGGACUGUGCCUAUGUUCCAUUGCAAUGGAUGGUGCCUCAUUUGGGGUUUGGCAGCGCAGGGUGGUACUAAUAUUUGCCUCAGGAAAGUCACUCCAAAAGGCAUAUUCGACAAUAUUUCUCUACAUAACGUGACACACAUGGGAGGGGCACCAACUGUGCUGAACAUGAUUGUUAAUUCGCCGGUGAAUGAUCAAAUGCCACUUCCUCACAAGGUGGAAGUAAUGACGGGCGGCUCACCUCCCCCGCCGCAGAUCCUUUUCAAGAUGGAAGAGAUGGGUUUUGGGGUAACCCACAUAUAUGGUCUCACAGAAACUUAUGGUCCAGGGACAUAUUGCUCAUGGAAACCUGAGUGGGACUCUCUGCCUUCAGAUAAGAGAUCGAAGCUUAAAGCUCGACAAGGGGUGCAACAUGUUGGUUUGGAAGAGGUUGACAUAAAAGAUCCCGUCACUAUGGAAAGUGUACCACCUGAUGGCAAGACAAUGGGUGAAAUUAUGUUCAGGGGAAACACUGUGAUGAGUGGUUAUCUUAAAGACUUGAAAGCAACAAAGAAAGCUUUUAAGGGUGGAUGGUUUAGAAGUGGGGAUUUAGCUGUGAAACAUUCUGAUAACUAUAUCGAAGUCAAGGAUCGAUUGAAGGAUGUGAUUAUAUCUGGUGGAGAGAACAUAAGCACAGUUGAGGUUGAAACAGUUUUGUUUAGCCAUCCAGCAGUUUUUGAGGCUGCAGUUGUUGCAAGGCCUGAUAAUCAUUGGGGACAAACUCCUUGUGCAUUUGUGAAAUUGAAGGACGGCUUAGAUGUGAAUGCGCAAGAAAUAAUUGAGUUCUGCCGCGAUCAUAUGCCUCAUUACAUGGCACCCCGGACAGUCAUUUUCGAUGAUAUACCAAAGACUUCAACAGGAAAGAUACAAAAGUUCAUUCUCAGAGAAAAAGCAAAAGUCUUGGGCAGUCUCUCUUGAGAGAGCUGUUAAAGGAUAUUCUAUUAUGUGUGCCUUACUAAACUAAGAUUACUUUUUAUUGUUGUAAUAAGGGAAGAUUGUUCUAGAUUUCUA